AUGGAAUCGAUUCUCAUUGAUUCCGUUCAGAAAAGUCUGCAUCACUUCAUGCACUCCAACGCUAUCUUCAUCUCGCAACGUCUCUGCGCUCAGUUCCCCUCCGAGACAAAUUUGCAAUUAUUAGCUGCCUGUUACUUGCAGAGUAAUCAAGCUUAUUCUGCAUACCAUAUUUUAAAGGGAACAAAAAUGCCUCAAUCCCGGUACUUGUUUGCGAUGUCAUGCUUUCAUUUGGAUCUUCUUAGCGAAGCUGAAGCAGCAUUGUGCCCUGCUAACGAAUCUGGUGCAGAGGUUCCAAAUGGCGCACCUGGUCAUUAUCUAUUAGGGCAGGUUUACAGGUACACUGACAGAAAGAAAAAUGCCAUUAAUCAUUUUAAACAGGCACUAUCAAUGGAUCCUCUAAUGUGGGCUGCAUAUGAGGAGUUGUGCAUAUUAGGUGCUGCUGAAGAAGCUACUGUAGUUUUUGGUGAAGCAGCUUCAUUUUGCCUACAAAAGCAAUAUAUAAAUUGCGCAACCUCCCCAAAUUUGUCAGAUGAAAAUUGUAAUGUUAAUGCAAUUGGACAGAGUGUCUCCGAAGACGUGAGUCCAAGGAAACUAAGACACGCACAAGGUCUAAAGGAUAUUGCUGUAAACCCUCACGGAUCAUCUAUAACAGGGGGAACUGCUGGUCAACUCACCAGUAGCAGUUCAUCUAACAUGUCAUUUUAUAACACCCCGUCUCCAAUGGCCACACAGUUGUCAGCUGUUGCUCCACCCCCUUUGUGUAGGAAUGUGAUGCCAAAUGGCCUAAAUCUGAGCACACUUAAUUCUGACAAUUCUAAGUCAACAGUUAACCCUAUUAUUCAAGCCCCUCGAAGAAAGUUUGUGGGUGAAGGAAAAUUACGAAAGAUUUCGGGUAGGUUAUUUUCUGAUUCUGGUCCUCGACGUAGUUCAAGACUCUCUAGUGAAGCAAGUGUAAGUUCAAAUGCUAAUGCAACAGUUGUAUCUGGAAACGUAACCAGUAACUCUCAUAAAGGAGGGUCAAAGCCUGCCCCUGUGACAUUUCGUACCAUGACAAUUCGAAAGGGGCAGUCAUGGGCCAAUGAAAACAUUGAUGGAGGGAUUCAUAAUGAUGUUUUGGAUGUUGCUCGUUUAAAUAUUGCAUCAACAACUUCUUGUUCAUCUGCUGCCACUGAGGCAAAAUCUUAUGAACAAGAUGCAACAACUCUUCAAGUUAGCGGGCAAGUAACAAGUGAUUCUAAAUUCAUCACCGGUACAACAGAAAUAUUGACCCUUCUAAGAGUUCUUGGUGAAGGCUAUAGGCUUGCCUGCUUGUAUAAGUGCCAGGAAGCACUGGAUACCUAUCUGAAACUUCCACAGAGUCACUACAAUACUGGAUGGGUUCUUUCUCAGGUUGGGAAGGCAUACUAUGAGUUAGUUGAUAAUUUAGAAGCCGAUCGAGUCUUUAGUCUAGCCCGUCAAAUUGCACCAUAUAGUUUGGAAGGGAUGGAUAUUUACUCAACAGUUCUUUAUCAUUUAAAGGAAGAUAUGAAGCUAAGCUACCUGGCCCAGGAACUGAUUUCAACUGAUCGGUUAGCUCCUCAAUCUUGGUGUGCCAUGGGAAAUUGCUACAGCCUGCAGAAAGAUCAUGAAACUGCACUGAAAAAUUUUCAACGAGCUGUUCAAUUGAAUCCAAGAUUUGCAUAUGCACACACCCUUUGUGGUCACGAGUAUGUUGCACAAGAAGAUUAUGAAAAUGGGAUUAAGAGCUAUCAGAGUGCACUCAUGGUUGACGCAAGGCACUAUAACGCGUGGUAUGGACUCGGAAUGCUAUAUCUCCGCCAAGAGAAAUUUGAGUUCUCAGAACAUCAUUUCCGUAUGGCUUACCGAAUCAACCCAGAAUCUUCUGUGAUAUUGUCAUACCUAGGAACUGCUUUGCAUUCUUUGAAGAGAAGUGAGGAAGGGUUGGCUGUGAUGGAGAAAGCUAUUUUAGCAGAUAAGAAAAAUCUACUCCCCAUGUAUCAAAAGGCCAACAUACUAAUGGGCCUGGAAAGGUUUGACGAGGCUCUGGAAGUCCUAGAGGAGCUUAAAGAGUACGCUCCUUACGAAAGUAGUGUCUUUGCUUUGAUGGGCAAUAUUUAUAGACGGCGUAACAUGAAUGAAAGAGCAAUGUUUCAUUAUGGUAUUGCUUUGGAUUUGAAACCAUCAGCAACAGAUGCUGCCACCAUUAAGGCUGCCAUUGAGAAAUUGCAUCUCCCUGAUGAGUUGGAAGACAACUUGUAG
This is a messenger RNA of Lathyrus sativus (Indian pea), 2259 nucleotides long. Lineage: Eukaryota; Viridiplantae; Streptophyta; Magnoliopsida; Fabales; Fabaceae. The record is from the annotation of a GenBank genome assembly.